Messenger RNA from Penicillium canescens, 1572 nucleotides. RefSeq names its product sugar porter family MFS transporter. Gene Ontology annotation, cellular component: membrane. NCBI's taxonomy places the organism in Eukaryota, Fungi, Ascomycota, Eurotiomycetes, Eurotiales, Aspergillaceae. Gene Ontology annotation, molecular function: carbohydrate:proton symporter activity. Bases 1 to 1572 code for a protein of 523 amino acids. Gene Ontology annotation, biological process: carbohydrate transport; transmembrane transport. The transcript is spliced from 4 exons. The record is from RefSeq and is a predicted model, not a curated record.
AUGGGGCUUUUUACGAUUCCAGAGUUGAACACCCGUCUUGGCACCUUCCGUGCCUAUCAUUUGGCAGCCAUUGUUUUCAUCUCCUCUUUCCUAUCUGCGUACGACUCGGGUGUUGCAGGUGGUAUCCUAACCUACAAAUCCUUCCAAGCAGACUUGGGCUACGAGACUGAAUCCCAGUCCAAGGUAUCCUCGCUCACAGUUGGGUUGGAGCAACUGGGAUCUUUCAUUGGAGCUGCAGUGAUCUACCCACUGACCAACAAAUAUGGACGCAAGUUCACCAUCCUCGGCUCAACGGCUCUCUUCAUCAUAGGCGUCAUAAUCCAAGUCAUCAAAACCCACUCCCUCGCAGCUUGGUAUAUCGGCCGUAUCAUUGCUGGUCUGGGCAUGGGUGGUCAGAGUGUGGUAAUUCCCAUGUACUCAGCAGAGAUGACACCAAAAGAGAUCCGUGGUCGAUGUGGUUCUUUCUACCAAUGGCUCUAUGCAUGGGGUGUGUUCACAGCAUACUGGAUUGACUAUGGUGUAGCCAAGAGCAACUCCAUCGCGGGCACUUCUCGCGAGUGGCAGAUCCCCGUUGGACUGCAACUGAUCUCAGGAGGAAUCCUAUUCAUCGGCUCCUUCACCUUACCGGAAUCGAUCCGUUGGCUACUGACACAAAACCGCACCGACGAGGCCUGGAAGUCCAUUACUUGGAUUCGCGGCGGCGAAGGCAUCAAGACCCGUGAAGAGUUCACAGAGACCCAGCUGGGACUCCAGGCUGAGCAGGCAGAGCGCAAGGGCUUCUCAUACCGAGAGCUUCUCGAGCCAGCCAAUCGACUCCGCUUCAUUGUUGGGCCUCUGCUAUUCAUUUUUCAAAAUGCCACGGGCAGCAGUGCACUGGCGGUUUUCGCACCACAGUAUUUCAAGCUGAUUGCGGGCAGUGGAACGAACCGUAACAUGCUGUUGACUGGUUUGUUUGGUGCCGUCAAGGUCAUUGCUAGUACCUUUUUCAUCUGGGUACUGGCUGAGAGAUUUAGUCGCCGUAUGACGCUCGCCGGUGGCGCUGCACUUAUGGCCAUCUGCAUGCUCAUCACUGCACUCAUUGUCGAUUACAUCCCGACUCAAUCUGCGACUAAUGUUACCUCUGCUGGAAGGGCGACGGUUGCUAUGAUCUAUCUUGACAUUAUGAUCUACAACUGCUCUUGGGGUCCAUUGCCUUGGGCCUAUGUACCGGAGAUAUUCCCAACGCGGAUUCGAGCUCUAGGGUUGGCAGUCAGCAUGCUUGCUCACUGGGCAUCAUCUUUCUGCUUCUCGUUCGCGAGUCCCUACAUGAUCAAAAACGUUGGCGCAAACACUUUUCUGAUCUUCAUGGGCUUUGACAUCGUAGCUGCUGGCUUCUGCUGGGUUUUCGUCAAAGAAACUCGCGGCAAGAAUCUCGAAAUUGCUGCUGGUACUGAGUGGGAAAUUGCGGAGCGUAGCUCGACUGACGAUAGUGAGAAAGGAGGCGUGCUGAAUGCGGAUGGCAAGAAAGUUCAGAUCGUCAGUGUGCAUGAGAACUUCCAUGCAAACCUCAAGCAUCGGUCUGUGGAACAUUGA